This is a messenger RNA of Haliaeetus leucocephalus (bald eagle), 8758 nucleotides long. RefSeq lists its product as uncharacterized. Lineage: Eukaryota; Metazoa; Chordata; Aves; Accipitriformes; Accipitridae. Gene Ontology annotation, cellular component: plasma membrane. Gene Ontology annotation, molecular function: calcium ion binding. Bases 275 to 8185 code for a protein of 2636 amino acids. The record is from RefSeq and is a predicted model, not a curated record. Gene Ontology annotation, biological process: homophilic cell-cell adhesion. The transcript has 6 exons.
GUGCAGUUAUUGGCCGGGACUCUGUGUGCCGCUGUCGGCCAAUGAUGGAGCGGGGGGGAAUCUGGCGGCCCGGCCCCGCUCGGAGCCGGGAUGAGGCGCAGACGGUCUCAGAGAGAGCCUGGGAGUGAGUCACCGCGGAGCCCGCAAAGCAAUGCCCUUCUCCCCGCCGGACGCCGCUUCCCGGGGCGCGCGGGGCAGCGGCAUGACGGGGCGAGCUGAGGAUUUCUAGCCGGGGCGGGGGGGGGCGAAGCGGAGAGCGCGGCCGUCCUGUGCGAUGAACGGCGUUGCUGUGAGGAGCCGCGGGGUGACGACGGGGCAGGUACUGAGCCUCUUGGUUUUGUUCGGCGUUUCCGACUGGGUUUCCGCCGCGAUUCGCUAUGCGAUUCCCGAGGAGGCGCGGAGAGGCUCCGCGGUGGGGAACGUGGUAGCCGACCUGGCGCUGGACCUCGGGCGGCUGCCGGAGCGCCGGCUGCGGGUUGUGUCUGGCGGAAACAAGAAGUACUUUGGGGUGGAUCUGACGAGCGGCGCGCUGCUGGUGAGCGAACGGAUAGACCGGGAGGAGCUCUGCGGCGCGCUCUCUCCCUGCUCCCUCAGCUUUGAGAUCGUGGUGGAAAACCCGCUGGAGCUGUACAGCGGCGCCGUGGAGAUCCAGGACAUCAAUGACAACGACCCGGUUUUUCCCAGCAGCCAGGCGAGGCUGGAAAUCAGCGAGUCGGUGGCGGCCGGAGCGCGCUUCCCGCUAGAGAGCGCGCAAGACCCCGAUGUGGGGAUUAACUCUUUGCAGACCUACCAGCUCAGCGCCAACCCGCACUUUGCACUCGACGUGCAGACGAGGGUGGAUGGCAGCAAGUACGCGGAGCUGGUGCUGGAGAAGGAGCUGGACAGGGAGGAGCAACGGGAGCUGCAUUUGGUCUUGACUGCACUGGAUGGAGGCAGCCCGCCACGGUCGGCCCACGUGCAGAUCCUCAUUGAUGUUGUCGACGCCAAUGAUAACGCCCCGGUCUUCAACCAGUCCACGUACAAGGCAAGUGUGAGGGAGAACACACCCAGCGGUACCCUGGUCGCCAGGAUCAGUGCAUACGAUCUGGAUGAUGGGCCCAAUGGAGACAUUGUCUAUUCCUUCAGCAGCCACACACCCGCCAAGGUACGAGAACUCUUCACUCUGGACUCUGCCAUGGGGGAAUUGAGGGUCAAGGGACAGCUGGACUAUGAGGAAACGAAGCUGUACGAGAUUUACUUACAGGCUAAAGACAAGGGUGCUGCUCCUGGUGUGGCUCAUUGCAAAGUGCUGGUGGAAGUCGUAGAUGUGAACGACAAUGCUCCGGAGGUGACAGUGACUUCUGUGUACAGCCCUGUGCCUGAAGAUGCAGCCCCAGGGACGGUUGUAGCUCUGCUGAGUGUAACAGACUUGGACUCCCUUGACAACGGUCUGGUAAACUGCUUCAUUUCCCCUGGGAUCCCGUUCAUGCUCAGCUCCUCCCUCAAAAAUUACUACACAUUGAAAACAAAAGCAGCUCUGGACCGGGAAAAGGCAUCGGAGUAUAACAUCACUAUCACAGCCAGGGACUCAGGCUCACCACCCUUGUCUGCGGUAAAACAGAUCCAGGUGCAGGUGUCAGAUGUCAAUGACAAUGCGCCCAAGUCUUCCCAGGACUCCUAUGAUGUGUAUGUGCUGGAGAACAACAUGCCUGGCAUCCCCAUCCUUAAUGUGAGCGCCACAGACCCGGACCUUGGGCGCAAUGCCCAUCUCUCCUAUACCCUCUUGCAGAGUGACCCCACUGUAGGCCACCUCUUCUCCAUCAACAGGGAGAAUGGUACCCUCUACCUGCUCACCUCCCUGGACCACGAGGACCAGGUGGAGUUCAGCAUGAUGGUGCAGGUCCAGGAUGGCGGCUUGCCGCCUCUGGCCACUAAUGUCUCAGUCAGUGUGUUUGUCACUGACCUCAAUGACAAUGCCCCAACCGUGUUGUACCCUCACCCCAACACCACCGCCACCUAUACCGAUGUGGUGGCACCAGGCACUCCUGCUGGGCACAUGGUCACCAAGGUGGUGGCGGUGGAUGCGGAUGCAGGGUACAAUGCCUGGAUCUCCUAUACCCUGUUGCAGGCCACUGACCCCAGCCUCUUCUCAGUUGGGUUGCACAGCGGAGAGAUCUUCACAGACCGCCAGCUCCAGGAGGAUGACGCUCCCCAGCACAUACUAGUCAUCCUGCUGAAAGACCAUGGGGAGCCUGUGCUGUCAGCCAGUGCCACUGUCUCCAUCUCUGUGGCUGAGAUGGUCAAGGAGGUUCUCACUGACCUCACUGAUGUGGCACCCACCAAUGAUCCCAGGAGGCAUGUGACUUUCUAUCUCAUCCUGGCUGUGAUUUUGGUGUCAGCAGCCUUCUUCAUCACCAUGUUGUCAGUGGGCAUCUUCAAGUGCUACAAGUGGAGGCAGUCGAAGGAGCUGUUCAACAGCUCCAGGAGCACCCUGUACAGGACACCAGGGCCUUUCCACCACAUUGAUGCUGUGCGUGGUGGCUUCACGCCACCCAACUUCUACCACCAAGUCUAUCUCACCACAGACUCUCGCCAGAGUGAUCUCCUGUGUAAAAAGCCCUUCACUUCCAGCCCCCUGGGGAGCCGCCAGAGCACCAUGAGGAAUGGUGAGCCAGGGCUGUACCAUCAGAUCGUGGGCACUGCCAGCCGGCUCCCCACGCCUGCUGAGUUCCUCAGCGCCUGCUGCGUCCCGGGCCGGACGCGCACAGACAUGGAGAGCGUCAGCCUCCAGCGACCCGCCUGGAAAUGGCAAGUACUGAGUUUGUUUUUGCUCUGCGGCUGGGGCUGGGUCUCCGGGCAGAUCCGCUACUCGGUGGUUGAGGAGUCAGAGGUGGGAACUGUGGUGGGGAACGUGGCCCGGGACCUUGGCUUGAAGGUGGAGGAGCUGCCAGGUCGCAGGCUGCGCCUGGGUUCAGAGGAGAGCCUGCGCCACUUUGCCAUGCGCCUGGACAACGGCGCGCUAGUGGUGAGCCAGCAGCUGGACCGGGAGCGUCUGUGCGGAGCGGCUGCCAGCUGUGUGCUGUCGGUGCAGGUGGUGACAGAGAACCCCCUGCAGCUCUUCCGCUUGGAAGUGGAGAUCCUGGAUGUGAAUGACAACUCCCCGAGCUUCCCCACCUCUCGCCGCACCCUGCGUGUCGCCGAGUCUGCCACAGUGGCUGCGCGCUUCCCCCUGGAGAGCGCACAGGACCCCGAUGUGGGCACCAAUGCUGUGGGCUCCUACCGGCUGAGCCCCAACUCCCACUUCUCCCUGGACGUCAAGCAGCAGCAGGAUGGCAAACUCUUCCCGGAACUGGUGCUGGAGCGUGCCCUGGACCGGGAAGAGCAGCCAGAACUGCAGCUGGUGCUGACGGCUGUGGAUGGCGGAAGCCCAGCCCGCUCAGGCACGGUGCAGAUAACAGUGCUGGUCCAGGAUGUCAAUGACAAUGCGCCCACCUUUGACCGCACUAUCUACAAGGUGCAAGUCCCGGAAAACAUGCCCAUGGGAGCCCUGCUCCUCCAGCUCAAUGCAUCUGACCCUGAUGAGGGCCCCAAUGGGGAGACACAGUACUCCUUUGGGGUUCACACCUCUGACUCGGUCCGGAGGCUCUUUGCCCUGGAUCCCCGCAGUGGUGAGGUCCGGGUGAGUGGGGCCCUGGACUUUGAGGAAUCACCUUUCUAUGAGAUCUAUGUGCGAGCCCAUGAUGGAGGGAUCCCGGAGAUGGAGGGCCACUGUGUACUGCAGGUGGAAGUGGAGGAUGUCAAUGACAACCCCCCAGAGGUGUUGCUCACCUCCCUGCUGAACCCAGUGCCAGAAGACACCCCACCGGAGACCGUCAUGGGGCUCUUCAACAUACGGGACCGAGACUCGGGGGCCAAUGGGGAUGUGAGCUUGGAGAUCUCCCCUGAUGUGCCUUUUGCCAUCAGGUCCCUUCAGAACCACUUCUCCCUGGUCACCCGGGAGAGCCUGGACCGAGAGUCCACCUCACAGUAUGUAGUGGAGCUGAUUGCCCGGGAUGGUGGGUCUCCCGCUCUCACCACGACCCUCCUGCUGCUCCUCAACAUAUCUGACGUGAAUGACAACCCCCCGCGCUUCUUGCAGCCCUCCUAUGAUGCCUUCCUCCCAGAGAACAACCCACCUGGCUCCCUGCUGUGCACUGUCUCUGCCUCGGACCCCGACGAUGGGGAUAAUUCCCGGCUUGUUUACUCCAUAGAGAGUGGCCAAGUGCAGGGUGCCCCCACCUCUUCCUUUGUCCACAUCAACCCUGACAAUGGCAACCUCUAUACUCAGCGCACCUUUGACUUUGAGCAGCUGCAGGUUCUGCCAGUCUCUGUGGCUGUGCGGGACUCGGGGUCCCCCCCGCUCCACGCCAAUGUUACUGUCUACAUUUUUGUGCUGGACCAGAAUGACCACCCCCCCACCAUCCUGCACCCUGCCAGUGACAGUGAUGUCCCGGCACCCCAGAGGGUCCCACUGUCUGCCCCACCGGGCUACCUGGUCACCAAGGUGACAGCAGUGGAUGCAGAUGCCGGGCACAACGCUUGGCUUUCAUACCGACUGCUGCCGCAGUCCACCGACCCCUCCUUGUUCCACGUGUCGCUGUACAGCGGGGAGGUGCGGACGGCGCGUGCCCUUCAGGACACUGACGUGGCAGCGCAGCAGCUCAUUGUCCAGGUGAUGGACAACGGCGACCCACCGCUCUCCACCACUGUCACCAUCACCGUGGCCCUGGAGGAGGUGACCCUGGAGGACAGCUACAAGCCUCGGGAUUUCCUGGCUGGUGCCAAGGAGAAGCCGGACCUGACCCUCUACCUGAUCAUCGCGCUGGCAGCUGUUAGCACUGUGGCGCUCGCCACCGUCACCCUCCUGGCUGCCCGGUGCCUCCGGCGCAGAGGCCGUGCCGCCGCCUCGCCCUGCUGCUGCUGCUGGCUCAGCGAGUCGCCCUCCCGGGACUUCUUCAAGCACUCCAGCCCCAAGCUCCAGCUCAGCUCCGACGGCACCCUUAAGUACAUGGAGGUCACCCUGCGACCCACCGACUCCCAGUCCCAGUGCUACGGCACCUGCUUCUCCCCCGGCUCCGACCGGAGCGACUUCACCUUCCUGCGGCCUUGCCCGCCCCCCGCGACCCUACCGAGGGAAACCGGGGCUUUCCUCUCCGCCACCGGUACGCUGCGGGACCCCGGCCAGGAGCGCGGCGAUUGGAGGAGCGGCGCGGCCCUGGGAGCCAAUAGCGAGGCGGCUGCGCGGAGCACCGGCGUCCCCCGCCCCCGUCGAACCGCGUCCGCCCCAAACAAUGAAUGGGAGCGGCGAGCGCUGAGCGCGGCCCCGGAGCGCGGUGGGCAUCGCUCCCCGGCCGCCCACCCGGCAAGGAUGCCGAGGGCAGGGAAGGCGGGCCGGUCCCUGGGACUGCCGCGUGUCUUCUCUUUCUGUUUGUUCUUGCACAGCUCCUCUGCUCAGAUCCGGUACAGCAUCCCGGAGGAGCUCACCCGGGGCGCCUUCGUGGGCAACAUCGCGAAGGACCUGGGCACCGAUGUGGCGAAACUGGCGGCAGCUAAUCUGCAGGUACUGUCCGAUUCGGAUUCCCAGUACUUCUCGGUCAAUGUGAACACCGGUGUUAUAAUGGUCAGCGAGCGGAUAGACCGGGAGCAGCUCUGCGGGCAGAACCCCCGCUGCUUCCUCCACCUGAAACUUGCCAUCGAGAACCCAGUGGAGUUUUACCGCAUUGAGGUGGAGAUCCUGGAUAUCAAUGAUAACCCCCCACAGUUCCCCAGUGACGAGGUUUCCUUGCGCAUCUAUGAGCUGGCAUCCCUGGGUGCCCGCUUCCCCAUCCAGCCUGCCCAGGACCCAGACGUGGGCACCAACACCUUGCAGACCUAUCACCUGAGUGCCAAUGAGAACUUCAACCUCAACGUGAAGGCACGCACAGAUGGUGGGAAGUUCCCUGAGCUGGUGCUGGAGAGGGCCCUGGACCGGGAACUCAGGGCUUUCCACCAGCUGGUCCUGACUGCCGAAGAUGGGGGCUCUCCCCCUCAGUCCAGCAAGAUACGCAUCACUAUUCAGGUCCUGGAUGCCAAUGACAACCACCCAGUCUUUGACAGACCCUCAUACGGAGCCCGCUUGGUGGAGAACUCGCCGCUGGGCACCCUUGUGGUGAAGUUAAAUGCCACUGAUGUGGACGAAGGGCCCAACGGAGACAUCCGCUACUCCCUCAGCAGCCACAACUCAGCUGCCUUACGCCAGAUCUUUGCCAUCGAUGAGCAAACUGGGGAGAUUCGCGUCCAGGGCAACCUGGACUUCGAGGAGGCAACGGUCUAUGAGAUCGAAGUGGAGGCCAAGGACAUGGGGUCGCCCACGAUGGAGGAGCACUGCAGCGUGGUGGUGGAAAUCACUGAUGUGAACGACAAUGCUCCUGAGGUCAUUCUUACCUCCUUCUCCAGCUCCCUGAGCGAGGAUGCACCCCCGGGCACAGUGGUGGCCGUGAUACACGUCAGAGACAGGGACUCUGGUGAGCAGGGCAAGGUCCAGUGUCACGUGUCUCCGGAUCUUCCCUUCCAGCUGCGUAAGGACUAUGAGCACCAGUACUCACUGCUAACCAGCACCCAUUUGGACCGGGAGCAUAUUGCCUACUACAAUGUCACUGUCUCUGCCUCGGACCUGGGCAGUCCCCCGCUCUCCCGCCACACCAUCUUGCCAAUUGCCCUGGCAGAUGUCAAUGACAAUGCGCCCCAGUUUGAGCAAGCGUCCUAUGAAGUGCUGGUGGCAGAAAACAACCCAGUGGGCAGCGUGCUGGUUACAGUCUCUGCUGCCGACCCUGACUCGGAGCAGAAUUCCCGCCUCUCCUACUCCAUCGUGCGAGCUGGUGGGACAGAUCCAGGCCUGGAUCCGACUCGCUACCUCUCCAUACAUCCCACAAAUGGGCAGGUCUCUGCCAAACUCCCCUUUGACUAUGAGCAAACCACCUAUCUCCAGUUCCAUGUGGAGGUCUCGGAUGGUGGCUCCCCAGCCCUGAGGAACAGGACGCUGGUUCAUGUUUUUAUAGUGGACCAGAACGACAAUGCCCCACGGGUGCAUUUUCCCAGGGCUGGGGAGGACUCUGCUACCCAGUUACGAAUCUCCCCCUCCACCACCCCUCCUGCUCUCAUCACCAAGGUGGUGGCAAUAGAUGCGGACUCGGGGCGCAAUGCCUGGCUCUCCUACCACCUCGUGGAAGCCACAGACCCAGGGCUUUUCAGUGUGGCCCUGCGCUCCGGGGAGAUCCGGAUCAUGCGGGCCCUGCAGGAGUCGGAUGCCUCUGCGCAUGAACUGCUGGUGGUGGUCCGGGAUGCUGGGGACCCCCCACUCUCCACAGCCGUCACACUGGUGGUGCUAGUGGAGGAGAAGGGCCCAGAGGCUUUGCAGGGCUCCGAGGCUCGGGCCACUGAUGGUGGGGGCUUACCCACGAUUACACUUUAUCUGAUUGUGUCCCUAGUUCUCAUCUCCACUGUCUCGCUGGUGGGACUGGCAGCACUGGGCAUACGGUGCCUCCGGCGGGGCUCUGCCCCUGCCAACCAGGGCUGCUGCGUGGAGAGCGUGAACACGCUGCAGCCCCCUCCCAGCCACAUUUCUGGGCACUUGCACUAUGAGCCUAAGCAAGGGGACAUGGUGAUGGGUGUCCAGGUGACAGCCACGGCACCCCCUGCUCCGCGUUACCGCUCCUGCUUUUCACCGGUCUCGGACAUCAGUGAAUUCAUGUUUGUGAAACCCUCCGCGGGUCCAGCCGGUGCCAACCCGCCGGAUCCCACCCUGUGCAGCGAGCAAGCUCAGCCUAACACAGACUGGCGCUUCUCUCAGACCCAGAGGCCUGGAACGAGUGGCUCCCAGAAUGGAGAGGAAGGUGGAGCCUGGCCGAACAACCAGUUUGACACGGAGAUGCUCCAAGCCAUGAUCCUGGCUUCAGCAAACGAAGCUGCUGAUGGCAACUCAACCCUGGGCGGCGGGACGGGCACCAUGGGGCUGAGCGCCCGCUAUGGCCCCCAGUUCACGCUGCAGCAUGUCCCCGAUUACCGGCAGAACGUCUACAUCCCGGGCAGCACUGCCACCCUCACCAACGCCGCUGGCAAGCGUGACGCCAAGAGCGCCGGUUCCUCGGGAGGCAACAAGAAGAAAUCCGGGAAGAAGGAGAAGAAGUAGAGAAGAAGAAGGAGACCUUAGAGCUACAGGGCAGCCGGCUCCAGCACUCCCCCAAACCACAGCCCAGGCCGGAGGACGAAUGUGAUUUUUUUUUUUUUUUUUUGUGAUGCAAAAAGUAGGAAAUGCUGCGAAUGUAUCUCAUCAUCAUCAGAGCUAGGAGCAGGGUCUUGCUGCUGUUAGAUCUCAUGAUGAAAACCAAUCCAGAAGCUAAACCGAACACAAACAAGUGCCCUGUGAAUACUUGCUAAUGUUUUAUACGAUCCCUCGGGUAUUAGAAUAUGCAAGGGUGGAAGGUCUUUUGCCACAUCUUUGGAUCCGAUUUGUUCCCAGAUAGUCCGAGAAAGGCACAAGGCUUGUGCUCGGCUUUGCCCAGUGUAAAUAAUUUUAAUGCGGAUAUUUUAAUUUAUAGACCUUCAGUCAUUUUUUUUUUUAAAGGAAAAGGCAGUUCCUAGCUUAGAGCCCAUGCUCCAGAUCUUUGCUCUUAAACUUUCCAUUAGUAAAAUUCACCCUCAGUUAAUGAUAGCGAUGGAUUUGUUGCUGAGAAGUUGGUAGGGAGUGCUUCAGUUCCUGCUU